AUGGGCAAAGUAUUACGGAGCGUAGAAAAGGGUCGUGCGUUCCGUGGUGUUAAUAUUCUCUCCCCGCAGCAUGGUGUUAAGGCUCCCCGUUGCCCACAGGUGAAGCCUACACAGCUGCAAAGGCUUAGAGGAGACAUCCAGGCUCAGGAGAAAUUAUACAAGCCUCGGAAAAAUCCUCCUACCCCUCAGGUGAAGUCAGAAAGUGCUGAGUCAGGUAUAGGAAAUAGGGAAGGUAUUCAUUUUGAUGUACCCUAUGAUCCUAUUAAUGAGACCCUCUUUGGCUACUCAGCGCAGCAGAAACCACUACUCCUUGAGGUGUUAUGCAAUGGGCGACGCCUCCAGGCAAUGGUGGACAGCGGUGCAUCUCACUCAGUAUGUGACCGCGGAGCAUUGGAGAAAAUUGGAGAGAAGGCGAAGAAGACCCAGUUUUCAGCAACCAUGGUGGACGGUACGAAGCUUCCCAUCCACGGCGAAGCAACCUUGCAGCUGCACAUAGGUGCGUUGAGAUGGAAGCCGAAGCUACCUGUUACCAACAUCAAGGGUUUAGAUUUCAUCUUGGGGCGAGAUUUCCUGAAGCGGUUCAACCCCGAGAUCGACUGGGUCAACAGCAAAGUGUGCAUCUACAACAACGGGGAGCGGAUAGCAUUGCGAAGCUGGACGGAUACAGGGGACAUUCCUGAAACGACACUGGCACGGUUCGAACAGACGGUGAACGAGAGCAACACGGGUUACUUAGCACUGGUCAUGGCAGCAGCAGAAGAGGUGAAACCGGGUUCCGAGCUACCCGCAGCAGUGAAAGAGGUCUUGGAGCAGUACAAAGACAUCAUGCCCGACGACCUACCUACAAGCGUACCUCCUGCACGCACCCACGAGCACGAGAUCGUGGAGGAACCAGGUGCGAAACCCGUCUCACGCGCACCAUACAGACUGAGUCCGACCGAGCUGACAGACAUGAAAAAACAGAUUGAGUAUCUACUGGACAGACAACUGAUCCGACCAUCCACCUCUCCCUACGGCGCACCAGUUCUCUUCACACCGAAACCAGACGGCAGUUUACGAAUGUGCAUCGACUACCGCGCACUAAACAAACAGACAGUCAAAAACAAAUACCCCAUACUGCGCAUCGACGACUUACUGGACCAACUGCGUAGUGCAACAGUCUUCUCGAAGCUGGACUUACGGUCGGGUUACUGGCAGAUCAAGAUGGCGGACAAUUCGAUCCACAAGACGGCGUUCCGUACGCGAUACGGCUCCUACGAAUACCUGGUGAUGCCGUUCGGACUCUGCAACGCACCAGCGACGUUCCAGGCGGAGAUGAACCACAUCCUACGGCCCCUGUUGGACGAGUGCGUAGUAGUGUACCUGGACGACAUUCUCAUCUACUCCAAGAACAUGAAGGAGCACGUGGAGCAUCUGCGGAAGGUGUUCGAGAUCCUGCGAAAAAAUAAGUUCUACGUGAAGCUGUCGAAGAGCGACUUCGCACUGGAGAAGGUGCAGUUUCUCGGGCACAUGGUGAGUGCCAAGGGCGUACACGUAGACCCGCGGAAGAUCGAAGCUGUUAAAAAGUGGAAGGUUCCGGAGAACGUGAAAGAGUUGCAGCAGUUCCUCGGCUUCGCCAACUACUACAACAGGUUCAUGCCGCAGUACGCUAAGAUAGCAGCGCCACUGACCGACCUACUGAAAAAGGACACGCCCUUCAAAUGGGGUGCUCCUCAUCAGCAAGCCAUGGAACAGCUACAGACAGCACUGACCACAGCGCCAGUACUCAUCCUACCGGACCCUGACAAGGACUACGUAGUUGAAGCAGACGCUAGUGACCAGGCAGUCGGAGCAGUACUGAUGCAGGAUCACGGGAACGGUUUACAGCCUAUCGCCUACCUCAGUAAGAAACUGCACGGAGCAGAACUGAAUUACCCAAUCCAUGACAAGGAGGCCUAG
This is a messenger RNA of Closterium sp. Yama58-4, 1938 nucleotides long. The record is from the annotation of a GenBank genome assembly. Lineage: Eukaryota; Viridiplantae; Streptophyta; Zygnematophyceae; Desmidiales; Closteriaceae.